AAUCCUCUCCUUGCCCUGGAAUCUGAAGUAAGUUUGUAAAGAUGUAGAAUUCCUAAUGUUGCAAUGCAUCAUUUCUAGGAUUUAACUGGCUUCCCUGACAUCAAAUUGUGUCUUGUAAAGGCCAUAGUCUGUCUUUCUGAUGCAAAGUAAAUGUAAUGCAUGUUGGGUCAAGACUGUCAUUUUGGCCAAUAAAUGACCUGAAGUACCUGCCCUAGGGAUGGCUGGCAUGUACAGAAUGCAUUCAAACAAGUUAUUCUUAUGGUUAGUCAACAACUUCUGUUUUUUUCUGACUCCCUUCACAGAUUAAUAAUCCCUAAAUAUUUUAAUGGGAACAAAUAACCAGACUUGGGUGAGUGAAUUUAUUCUCCUCGGCCUGUCCAGUGACUGGAACACUCAGGUCUCCCUCUUUGUCCUGUUCUUGGUCAUGUACAUGGUGACCAUGCUGGGGAACUGUCUCAUUGUCCUUCUGAUCAGACUGGACAGCCAACUCCACACUCCCAUGUAUUUCUUUCUCACCAACCUCUCACUUGUUGAUGUCUCCUAUGCCACAAGCAUAGUCCCUCAGCUGCUGGCGCAUUUUCUUGCAGAACAUAAAGCCAUCCCAUUGCAGAGCUGUGCAGCCCAGUUAUUUUUCUCCCUGGCCUUGGGUGGGAUUGAGUUUGUUCUCCUGGCAGUGAUGGCCUAUGACCGCUAUGUGGCUGUGUGUGACCCCCUGCGAUACUCGGCCAUCAUGCAUGGAGCGCUGUGUGCUAGGUUGGCCAUCACAUCCUGGGUCAGUGGUUCCAUCAACUCUCUUGUGCAGACUGCUAUCACUUUUCAGCUGCCCAUGUGCACUAACAAGUUUAUUGAUCAUAUAUCCUGUGAACUCCUAGCUGUGGUCAGGCUGGCUUGUGUGGACACUUCUUCCAAUGAGGUCGCCAUCAUGGUGUCUAGCAUUGUUCUUCUGAUGACACCCUUCUGCCUGGUUCUUUUCUCCUACAUCUGGAUCAUCUCCACCAUUGUAAAGAUCCAGUCUACAGAGGGAAGAAAGAAAGCCUUCCACACAUGUGCCUCUCACCUCACGGUGGUUGCGCUGUGCUAUGGCAUGGCCAUUUUCACUUACAUCCAGCCCCACUCCAGUCUCUCUGUCCUUCAGGAGAAGUUGUUCUCUCUCUUUUAUGCCAUUUUGACACCAAUGCUGAACCCCAUGAUUUACAGCCUAAGGAAUAAAGAGGUGAAGGGGGCCUGGCAGAAACUAUUAUGGAAAUUCUCUGGGUUAACAUCAAAGCUGGCAACUUGACUCACGAGCAUGACUUAGAGAAACCAAGUUUACCUCAGUGUUCAUCCAACUCAGAUCUGACAGGUGUAAACUAUAUUGUCCU
Molecule: messenger RNA, 1361 nt
Organism: Piliocolobus tephrosceles (Ugandan red Colobus)
Lineage: Eukaryota; Metazoa; Chordata; Mammalia; Primates; Cercopithecidae
Product: olfactory receptor 2F1
Exons: 1
Coding region: 326-1279 (317 amino acids)
Biological process (GO): G protein-coupled receptor signaling pathway
Cellular component (GO): membrane
Molecular function (GO): G protein-coupled receptor activity; olfactory receptor activity
Source: RefSeq, a predicted model, not a curated record